Molecule: messenger RNA, 2404 nt
Organism: Brassica oleracea var. oleracea
Lineage: Eukaryota; Viridiplantae; Streptophyta; Magnoliopsida; Brassicales; Brassicaceae
Product: acyltransferase-like protein At1g54570, chloroplastic
Exons: 14
Coding region: 174-2270 (698 amino acids)
Cellular component (GO): membrane
Source: RefSeq, a predicted model, not a curated record
AAUAUAGUUAAAUGAUUUCGGAUUAAUUAUUUAUAAUGUUUUAUAAAUUGAUUUGGUACUAGGUUCUACUUCUACUCAACCUUGUGUGUAAGAUACAGACACUGAGAACUACCAUCUUUAUUGCUUUGUUGGCACAAACAGUGUAAAACUUUGUAACACUCAAAAAGGGCAAAAUGGCAACAACAACAACAAGUUCAAGUCUGUUGGCGUUGCCAAGUUUCAGAUCGAAUUGUAACCAGAGACCCAGUUUCAGGGUAAGAGCUCAAAUUUCGGGUGAUAAGGCGACGUCCGUGGAGCCAGUGAACGGUUCGGUCCCUGUGUCUAAACUCCCAAACCCGAAAGGAAGUGAAGUGAAUGGGAAAGUAAAAUUUCAAAGGGAAGACGAAAUUGAGCUGUUAUGGGAUGAUGGGUAUGGCUCCAAAUCCGUCAAGGAUUACUUUGCCGCGGCUAGAGAGAUUUUGAAGAAGCCUGACGGUGGACCUCCACGGUGGUUUAGUCCCGUCGAUUGUGGCCAACCAAUCAAAGAUGCUCCUACCUUAUUCUUCUUACCUGGGAUGGAUGGCACUGGGAUGGGUCUUGUUCCACAUCAAAUAGCACUUGGGAAGGCUUUCCAUGUCUGGUGCCUGCAUAUUCCAGUACAUGAUCGAACUCCAUUCCAAGGGCUGCUGAAAAUAGUAGAAGAUGUAUUGAGGCAAGAGCAUGCUACACGUCCGAAUAAACCGAUAUAUCUCGUGGGGGAUUCCUUUGGAGGAUGUAUGGCUCUUGCUGUUGCUGCUAGAAACCCUUCAAUAGAUUUGGUGUUGAUCCUAGUCAACCCAGCUACAUCAUUUGAGAGGUCACCGCUACAGCCGUUGCUGCCUAUACUGGAGAUGGUGCCAGAAGAGCUUCAUUUUACUAUUCCAUAUGCUCUAAGCUUUAUUAUGGGUGAUCCGAUAAAGAUGGCUUCAAUUGGUAUCGACAACCAACUUCCAGCAGGAAUAAAAUUGAACAAGUUGAGAGAGAAGCUUACUAACUCCAUGCUUCCUCUUCUCUCUGAGCUCGGUGGUAUUAUUCCAAGGGAAACUUUACUUUGGAAGCUCAAGUUGCUGAGAUCUGGCGCUGCUUAUACGAAUUCUCGCAUCCAUGCUGUUGAAGCCGAAGUCUUGCUCCUUGUUAGUGGAAAGGACAGGAUGCUUCCUAGCCAAGAAGAAUCGAAAAGGCUUCAUGGGUUACUCAAAAACUGUACUGUUCGAUGCUUCAAGGAAAACGGGCAUACCCUUUUACUGGAAGAUAGCCUCAGUUUGCUCACGGUUAUAAAAGGUACAUGCAAGUACAGACGCUCACGGAGAUAUGAUUUUGCUUCUGAUUUCUUGCCUCCCAGUAAAGGAGAACUCGAUUUUGCCCUUCAGGAACUACUCAGGUUCUUAAGAAAUGCUGUUAGUUCUGUGUUUCUGUCAACAAUGGAAGAUGGUAGGAUAGUGAAGGGACUUGCUGGUGUUCCAGAUGAAGGUCCGGUGUUACUUGUUGGUUACCACAUGCUGAUGGGGUUGGAACUUGGUCCAAUGUCCGAGGCAUUUAUCAAAGAGAAAAACAUUCUCUUCCGUGGAAUGGCACAUCCGAUUCUCUAUGCAGAAACUGAUUCAACGAAGGAGUUUGGUUACAUGGACUGGAUCAAAGUAUUUGGUGCCUACCCUGUCACCGCAACCAAUCUUUUCAAGCUAUUGUCUUCUAAGUCUCAUGUUCUUCUCUAUCCCGGCGGUGCACGAGAGGCUCUCCAUAACCGGGGUGAACAAUACAAACUGAUUUGGCCUGACCAGCAAGAGUUUGUGAGAAUGGCAGCACGGUUUGGCGCAACUAUAGUGCCAUUUGGAACGGUUGGUGAAGACGACAUAGCUGAAUUGGUUCUUGAUUACAAUGACCUGAUGAAGAUUCCGUUUCUCAGUAACUAUAUCUCGGAAGUAACUCGCGAUACCAAAGAGUUUAAGUUGAGGGACGAAUCAAGUGGGGAGGUAGCCAACCAGCAACUCUACUUGCCAGGGGUCUUACCGAAAAUACCGGGUCGGUUCUAUUACCUAUUUGGUAAACCGAUACACACUAAAGGAAGACCAGAACUUGUGAAAGACAAAGAAGCAGCAAAACUGGUUUACUUGGAAGCGAAAGAGGAAGUGGAGAAAUGCAUAGCCUACUUGUUGAAGAAACGUGAGGAAGAUCCAUACAGAAGUGUUGUGGACAGAUUAAGUUACAGUUUGACACACCUUCCUGAGAAUGAUGUCCCUUCUUUCGAACCAUGAUUGGAACAGAAAGCGGUAAGUUUAGUAAAUCUCAUAAACAAAACAGCUGUCAUGUCAUUGAUUAUGUGUCUUUACAGAAAAAUUCAGUAUAUAUCCCAAAUUAUAUAUAUAUAUAAAUAUAAUUGUUUAAUGCA